ACGCUAGUCCCUCAACAAGCGGGUCAUGGCUAGAAGGGAUCCAAUUUUUGUCAAAUUAAUUAAAAAAAAACGUUUUUAAAUUUAAUUUUAGUUCAUCCUAACCGUAUCCUGAUCUACUGCGUAAAUUAUCCUAAACUGCUAUGAAAAGUCUAAUCUGAUGUUAAUUUGACAAAAGCUGGAUCUCUUCUAGCCUUGACACUGGAAUCGACGCACUGUUUGACGUAAUGCUCUCAUGUAGACAGUUUUCAGCAAGCUUGACAGCGUUCCACUGCCAGGAUUUAUUGUGAAGGCUGAUAGUCUCAGGCAGUGACAUGGCCAACCCUUUGAGGAGAGAGGUUAGACAGCUGUACAAGAAUCUUCUGUAUCUGGGACGGGAAUACCCCCAAGGAGCAGACUACUUCAGGGAGCGUCUGAACAGUGCCUUUAUGAAGAACAAAGAUGUCACAGACCCCAAGGAGAUCAGAAAGCUUGUCGACUGUGGAGAGGAUGUGAUUAAGGAACUGGGGACCCUGUACUAUCUGAGGGAAUAUAGAACCAUGAAAAAGCGUUUCUACGAAGAAGAAUUGUUAGGCCUGCUGAAUAUAGGCAGGCCGAUAGACUGAUAGCCUAGCUGUUUGGCAGCUGAAUCUUCAGUAUGCGGGUUGCUCCAUGAAUUGAGAACAUUUUGGGUUGUUUAACUUGGUCCCCAACAAAUAACGAUUUCACCUCAUUUUAACAUGUUGUCAUAAAGAGCACAUGUUCAACUUUGUAAAAACAUAUUUUUCCAUGUCAAGGGCUGAAAUAAACAAAUGACUAGUAAGUGCUAUUAAAGUAACAGGGUUGACGUAACAGGUUUGAAGUUUUCAUCUUAAAUCUGCCAUAAAUCCCCUUUCGACAGGGAAUUUGAACUGGUUAGCAACAGGAAGGGGGAUUCGAAUGCAAGCUUCACAAACAUUUUUAAUUAAAAAAAAAAGAUUUCUAACCUAAAUAUAGGUUGACAUGCUAUCCUCGAUGUGAUUUGAUUGAAUGACAUGAGAAGUCCUAGAGUACCCUCUUCCUUUUGUCUUCUCUCACCUAUUCUUUCUGAAGUUGCUCCUUUUCAGCCUAAGCCAUAAUGAGCUUGCCUCCUUUCUUUUUGGCAGACUUGAACCAAAUCAACAAUUCAACUUGAUGAAUAUAAAUGUGAUCAUAGACACAUUUCCAAGCUACUGUAUGCUUGCAAUUUGUGAGCAUUGGAAAAGUGAGUAAAAGUAAAGAACAUAUCUAAAGACUAAACUCGGGUUGCUUGGGAGAAAUUGAAACAUGUUAUAUUCAAUUUAGCUAGCUCGGCUUAUAUCUACUAGAUCUAAUAUCUCUCAUGAAUCUAAUGUAGAGAGAUAUAUGCUAUUAAAAACAAAGUUAACUUUGCAUCCUUGGGUAGCUUACAAGGAAAGAACAUGGAGAAUAGAAAGUUAGGAGAUAUAGUAUUUAGUUGUAGCAAGAUAAGGCUGAAAGAACCAAAACACAGACUUGCAGCAUGCUUCCAGGAAAAGGAAGCUGAUUUGCAGUCACUUGCUCACCUUGAGUCCUAGCUAGCUAGCUAACUGGUAAAAUAACUUACUCUGGCUAGUAACAACUGGCUACUUAUGCAACUAGCUACUUGGCUUGUAACGAGCUAGUAACCAGAAUAUUAAUUUUCUAACUGGUUAGCUUGCUUUAUAGGUAAUGAAAUAACUAUUGUUAUUGUUUUUGGGGGUCUAGCAUCGUCCAGGUUUGGCCGGUGUAGGCAGUCAUUGUAAAUAAGAAUUUGUACUUAACUGACUUUCCUAGUUAAAUAAAGAUUAAAUAAAUAAAAUACAAUUUAAAAAAACAA
This is a messenger RNA of Oncorhynchus masou masou (cherry salmon), 1831 nucleotides long. RefSeq names its product electron transfer flavoprotein regulatory factor 1-like. NCBI's taxonomy places the organism in Eukaryota, Metazoa, Chordata, Actinopteri, Salmoniformes, Salmonidae. Gene Ontology annotation, cellular component: mitochondrion. The record is from RefSeq and is a predicted model, not a curated record. Gene Ontology annotation, biological process: respiratory electron transport chain. The transcript is spliced from 3 exons. Bases 312 to 602 code for a protein of 96 amino acids.